UUUAGAUGGUAUGCCACGGUUCAUAGAGAGAGAGAGAGAGAGAGCUUUCUUCUAAUUCCCCUCUCUCUCGCCAGUUUGAACCUUCGGGAGGUCAGUUCACAGGAAGACGAUCAAUGGCAUUUGCAAUAGCCAAGACGGACUAAUCCGCUCCCGUCUUGUUCACGGUCUCUCAGAGGUUGAGUUCCGUCUUCUUAUUUUCUCUCUUUUCCUCGUUGCACCACUGCAUUUCCAGCCUCCACCCGCAAAAAGAGGGAAAAGAAAAAAGAGAGAGAAUGUGUUGAUUGACGAGGUGGAGUUGGAGCCCAGAGAAGCUUGGGAAGAAGUGGAAUAAAAGGAAGCGAUCGAUCCCUUGGAGGCCAUGGCCGUGGUGGAGAAUGCGGGCGUCGGUCUGGGGAUGAACUCCGGAUCAUCGCCUUCUGGCCGGAAUUUCGGGGAAGACGUCCAGGCGAACGGGUUCGAGACGGCCGAGGCGGAGUCGUCGUCACCAUCCAUGACUGAUCACGAGGAGGUGAAGGCUAAGCAUUUCCCUAAUUUAGGCCGCCCUGGUGGUGUGCCUCUGCAUCAAGCGCACGGUCAGCUGCACAAUGCGGACCUCAGGUUGAAGGUGCAGCAAUUGCAGCAGAGGGCAACGCCGCCGGCAUCUCUGCCGCAGGCUGCGCUAGGCAAUCAGAAGCCCUCGGUCGCCAAGCAGGACUUGGUGACGGACAACGGUUUGCAGGGGUCGCAGCAUGAGGCUCUCGUGGACGACCACCAGCAUCGAUCUAAUGGGGUGGAGUUACACGAGAAUGGUACGGUUGAGGCUGGCGACGGGUUUAAACGGGACAUGAGGGACCUGGUGGAUCUUCUAUCGAAGCUCAACCCCAUGGCAGAGGAGUUUGUUCCUGGAUCGGGUGUUCCUUUUACCAACAAAUUUGUGCUGCAGAGCAAUAAUAGUGGAAACGGAAACCAUAGAAAGAAGAAGAACAACUAUAAUCAAGGGAAGAGACGGAUGAACAGUAGGACGAGUAUGGCUCAGAGGGAGGAGAUUAUUCGGAGAACCGUGUAUGUUUCUGAUAUCGACCACCAGGUGACGGAGGAGCAGCUUGCAGCUCUCUUUAGUCACUGUGGACACGUUGUUGACUGCCGUGUAUGUGGUGACCCAAACUCGGUUCUUCGCUUUGCUUUUAUAGAAUUUUUCGAUGAAGACGGUGCAAAGGCUGCGUUAGGCCUGGCUGGUACUGUGCUUGGAUACUACCCAGUGAGAGUGCUUCCCUCAAAAACUGCAAUUGCUCCUGUUAACCCAUCCUUUUUGCCGCGGACUGAAGAUGAACGUGAAAUGUGUACAAGAACUAUUUAUUGCACUAAUAUUGAUAAAAAGGUCUCCCAAGCAGAUGUUAAGCUAUUUUUUGAGUCACUAUGUGGAGAGGUUUACCGGCUGAGGUUGUUGGGAGAUUACCAUCAUUCAACACGAAUUGCUUUCGUUGAGUUUGUGCUGGCCGAAAGUGCUAUCAAUGCACUAAACUGUAGCGGUGCCAUUUUGGGUUCCUUGCCUAUAAGGGUGAGCCCAUCUAAAACACCGGUGAGGCCUCGUUCUCCACGCCCUCCCAUGCACUGAAAGCAGAUAACUUAUAGGUGGCACAAAAUGUUAUACUUUACGUAAUCUAAGUAUUCCAACUGGUCUAGCUGUAUCUGAGUUCUCUCCAUAUAAUGGAUUUUCUUUGUUAGUGAGUGAUUUCCUGGGGGUGAACUUGUCUUGCUAGCAUGUAGAGUUUGGUUGGAACUUCGAGGAUUUGGCGUUUAUCUCUCAUUAAACUUUGAAAUGUACUGUUACCGAUGUUGAAAGGCUUUUCAGCUUUUAUCUUUUCAAUGACUAAUUUAUGUCAUUUCUGAAACGUCUAGAUGAGGCUUCCUCGACAGUUUUAUGCAGACCUGUGUGAACAUUCAUCUUCAUGUAAAGCCAAGAUUGGUUCAUUCAUUUGCCAUCCCCAUAGGCUGUUAGAGUGGAAGCCGUAUUGGGACUAGUUGGGGAGGGAAAUGUAUAGCCACAUGUAAUGUUCAAAGAAUUCAAUGCUAAUCAAUUCGUCCAGAAGCAAAUGUUGCUGUCUGCUGGUUA
Molecule: messenger RNA, 2092 nt
Organism: Nymphaea colorata (pocket water lily)
Lineage: Eukaryota; Viridiplantae; Streptophyta; Magnoliopsida; Nymphaeales; Nymphaeaceae
Product: polyadenylate-binding protein-interacting protein 11-like
Exons: 10
Coding region: 359-1594 (411 amino acids)
Molecular function (GO): RNA binding
Source: RefSeq, a predicted model, not a curated record